Akanthomyces muscarius is the source of this 897-nucleotide messenger RNA. RefSeq lists its product as uncharacterized. The transcript is spliced from 2 exons. The coding region runs from base 1 to 897 and encodes 298 amino acids. Gene Ontology annotation, biological process: mRNA splicing, via spliceosome. The record is from RefSeq and is a predicted model, not a curated record. Gene Ontology annotation, cellular component: U2-type catalytic step 1 spliceosome. NCBI's taxonomy places the organism in Eukaryota, Fungi, Ascomycota, Sordariomycetes, Hypocreales, Cordycipitaceae.
AUGUCUGAGCGCAAAGUCCUUCAGAAAUACUACCCCCCGGACUUUGAUCCCCGACAGAUUGUCGGUCGCCGGGGUCCGAAGCAAACCGGCCCGAGAAUCCAGACGGUCCGCCUCAUGGCGCCCUUCAACAUGAAGUGCCUGACGUGCGGCGAGUUCAUCUACCGCGGGCGCAAGUUCAACUCGCGCAAGGUGACGGACCAGUCGCACCGCUACCUCAAUAUCCAAAUCUUCUCCUUCCACAUCAAGUGCACGCGCUGCAGCGCCGAAAUCACCUUUCGCACGGAUCCCAAGAGCAACGACUACGCCAUGGUCAGCGGCGCCGUGCGCAACAUGGAGCCCUGGCGCGACCGCGCCGCCGAGGACGAGUCCCUGGAGGACCGCCUCGACCGCCUCGAGCGCGAGGAGGCGGAAGCCGCGGGCGAGGAGGAGAAGAACGCCAUGGAGGAGCUGGAAGCCAAGAACGCGGACGCGCGCCGCGAAAUGGCGGCCGCGGACGCGCUGGACGAGAUCCGCCAGCGCAACGCCAGGGUGCACCGCUCGGAGAAAAACGGCGUCGACUUUGCGGACGUGAUUGUGAGAGACGAGGACGAGGAGCGCAAGAGGCAGGACGAGGAGGACGAGGAGGCGGCGCGGAGGGCGUUUGCGAGGGCGCCAACCUAUAGGACGGAGGAGCAGCCGGCGGUGCUAGAUACAGUCACAGAGGAGGAUGGGACGCUGGCGGUGGAGAGUCCGGCGGAUGUCAAGAGCACCUCAACGGUGAAAAGCGCGCCGGUUGCUACGGUGGUGAGCGAGAUGCCGCCGCCAGCGGUGCCGGUACCGUCGUUCAAGAGGACGGUGAAGAAAAAGAAGGAUCACUCGGCGUUGCUGGGCAUCAAGAAGAAGCCAUCUUUGGUAUAA